This is a messenger RNA of Epithele typhae, 1668 nucleotides long. RefSeq lists its product as uncharacterized. NCBI's taxonomy places the organism in Eukaryota, Fungi, Basidiomycota, Agaricomycetes, Polyporales, Epitheliaceae. Gene Ontology annotation, molecular function: ubiquitin-protein transferase activity. Gene Ontology annotation, biological process: protein autoubiquitination. The transcript has 6 exons. The record is from RefSeq and is a predicted model, not a curated record. The coding region runs from base 1 to 1668 and encodes 555 amino acids.
AUGCCACCAGCCGGAACUCAAAGCAACAAUGCUGCCAGCCGCCGUUCAACCGGCCCCAUCCGUCAGCGCGAGAACAGAGUACACAACCAGAAUUCCCAGCUCGGAGGAGCCCCUCCACGACGCCGCAAGUCUCGUUCCCCAGACGCGCGGGCGGGCGAGGAGAUGCAUUCCCCCACCGACGCGCUCGCGCGCAGGAAGAAGCGGACAUCGGGUCUCAUGGGCAACGGUACGGGCUCCUCGUCCAGCAACCCUGUGAACAUGGCGACGACGCGCAUCGUUGUGUACGAGGAUCCCCAGCAGGACCGAGGGAGGAUCAAGUCGAAGCCCAGGUCGCGCCCAGGGACGAUGCGGGUGGACGAGGAUGACGAUGUCCACAUCGUGACCAAUAUCCUCUCGGAGCAGAACCGUCCGGCGACCGUGCAGAGCUCGAAGCAGAAGCGCAAGGAGCAGCGGUCGCGCUCCCGGGACGCACAUAGACUGUCGAGGAAAACGGCGACCCCCGAACCGUCCGAGGAUGAUGCAGAACCCGCGCACGCUGCUCCUUUGGCUCAAGCGGAAUAUGUAAGAAUGAAGCAAGAGCUAGAGUCCUUGCGAAAGCAAGCUGCGGUGAACAAGAAGUCAAUGAAGGCCCAUCACAAGACCAUCGAGGACCUGAAGACGGAGUUGAAGGGGAUCACAGACUCCCAUCGCACGCAGCACGCAGAGUACGAAAAGCUCAAGACACAGUCAAAGCGGUCGGAUGACCUUGUCGCUGCGAUUGAAUCCAACCUGACUUGCCAAAUAUGUAUGGAGCUUCUUCUCAAGCCGCACGCACUUUCACCUUGCGGGCACAUUCUAUGCAUGGGAUGUCUGUUGGAAUGGUUCAAAUCCGCACCCCCUGGCGACGACGAGAUGCUCGACGAGGCCUACCCUCACGCCCUUCUCUACCGGAAGAAGACGUGUCCUUGUUGCCGUACUGUUGUGCGUAGCAAGCCAGUGCCCUUAUAUCUAGUCAAAUCUCUCGCCUCUGCGCUGGACAAAUGGAAGGCUCCGAUUGGUACGACGCGCCGGUCGCCUCCUCCCGAUGACGAAAACCCCUGGGCAGGCAUCUUCCGUGAACCUCACGACCUUGAAGACCACUGGAGUACCGACGAGGACGACGAGGACGAAGACGAAGAAGACGAGGAGGACGGCGAGGAGGAGGACGCGUACGACAACUGGUCAGCGUACGGCACCGACACCGACGAAGAACAUUACAACGGACAGUACGUGAGCCCUCGUUGGGCGCCGCCAACGGUACCCGUCACUCCUGCAACAUUCCCGUUCUUGGACGACGACGCUGAGGAAAUCGCGAUGUUGCGACGAGGGGCGACGAUGCAGAUGAUUGAGAUCUUCCAGAUGUCGUACGACCACGACGCAGGCUUGCUCGCAUACAUUGAAGGAGGCAACUCGGUCUACCUCGGCUGGAACAUUCAACUGCAUCCGGACGAUGUCACGGGAGAGGAGUACAUGGACUGGAUCGUAUCUGACAUGUUCGACCGUCCGGAGCGGUGGCGCGUCGAGCAUGAUGGCGAGUUCGGCGUCUGGGCCGCUUGGAAGCUGGUGCGUGAGGACGAGGACGAGGAGUUUGAGAACACGGACUCCGAGAUGUGGCUGGGCGAAGAGGAUGAGGAUGAAGACAUGUACUAA